Kwoniella mangroviensis CBS 8507 is the source of this 1734-nucleotide messenger RNA. RefSeq lists its product as uncharacterized. Gene Ontology annotation, molecular function: transmembrane transporter activity. Gene Ontology annotation, biological process: transmembrane transport. Gene Ontology annotation, cellular component: membrane. The record is from RefSeq and is a predicted model, not a curated record. The transcript has 9 exons. NCBI's taxonomy places the organism in Eukaryota, Fungi, Basidiomycota, Tremellomycetes, Tremellales, Cryptococcaceae. The coding region runs from base 1 to 1734 and encodes 577 amino acids.
AUGGGUCCGGAUACUCAAACAUCAAAUCAUACGCAACACAUCGACAGAAAAGUGGCUGAUAACGGUGAAGCCGCAGACUAUUCUUUGGCUCUAAUUGACGAGGACCUCGUACGAGCCGAAAACGAAGACAAGUUAACCGUAUACCUAUGCUUCUUAAUCACCGCUGCUGCCAUUGCUGGCUUCUUAUUCGGUUAUGAUACCGCUGUUGUUGGCGUUGCUUUGCCUUUGAUUGGUACCGACCUCGGCAAAGAGUUGUCAGCGUCCGAGCAAGAAAUCAUCACCGCAGGGACUACUAUCGGCGCAAUCUUCGGGUCCGCUAUUCUCGGAGCCUUUGCCGAUAAAUGGGGCCGAAAAUGGUGUAUCACGAUUGCCGACGCUUUCUUCACGGUUGGUGCGGUUCUUAUCGCUUCAAGUUACUCUCUUGGGCAGAUCAUUGUCGGUCGAUUGAUCCUUGGUGUAGGUGUGGGCGGAGCUGCUGUUAUCGCUCCCCUGUACAUCACAGAACUUGCGCCAACUGCUGUGCGGGGUAGAUGCAUUGGAGUCAACCUACUCAGCGCACUCUUCAUUCCUGUUGGUCAAGUCGUCGCGGAUGCCAUCGGCGCUGGUGUGCAAAAUAUGAAGCACGGUUGGCGUUUGCUUUUCGCGCUUGGUGUGGUGCCAUCCAUUGUACAAUUAUGCCUGAUGCACUGGCUGCCCGAAUCGCCUCGGGUCUCCAUAUUGAAAGGCAGGACCGAUGAAGCUAGAGCGACGAUGCGAAAGGUAUAUCAGGAUGCCCCGGAGGCCCAAAUCGAUUUCAAAAUCAGAGUGGCCGAGGAAUAUGUUGCUGCGACCACGAAACUUCAACGAGAUUUGACACUAUCACAGCGUGUUUCCAAAAUCUGGAAAACUAAGGCUUACCGUAGACCAAUCAUCACCGUUUCUGGUCUUCAAUUCUUCGGACAAUUGACCGGUUUCAAUGCUUUGCUGUACUAUGCAGGCACUCUUUUCGGUCUCCUUGGUCUUUCCAACCCAGCAUUGGGUGGUUUGAUCCCUGCUGGUGUCAACGCUCUGUUUUUGUUCAUUGGUAUGUCUGUCGUUGACAGAGUUGGGCGUAGAGGUCUAUUGAUUUGGUGUGUGCCGAUUAUGAUUGCCGGACUGGUUUGGUGUGUUGCUGGGUUUUACUUCAUGUGCAAGCCUACUGGUGGUCUGCUCGAUACCUCCUAUUCCUACAGCACAACCAACAUUGGUGUCGUGAUCGGUGGCAUAGUCUUCUUCGUGAUGGGCUACGGCAUGUCAUAUUCUCACUUGAUCUGGUAUCAAUCGGAAUUCCUCGCACUCGAAAUUCGUGCUGCCGGUUCUGCUAUAGCCACUACAACUUGCUGGAUUGCCAACUUGAUCGUCUCCGUCUCUUAUCUAUCUGAGCUGGAAACUCUCACUCCCGCCGGUACCUACGGUCUGUACCUUGGUUUCGUGGUAACCGGUUAUAUCUUCGUCCUGUUUUGCUUUCCAGAGUCGAAGGGGUUGUCCAUUGAUGAGAUCGCCACGGUCUUCCACGAUGGAUUCGGAAUUCGAAAAUCGACUGAAAUGCGACAUCAAAAAGCUAAACUCCAGGCUCAAUGGAAGAAAGAGAAUGAGCAAACGCCCGUACAUGAUAGGCAACGUAAGGCGAAGGAGACGGCUCAUCUAGAGUUCGCUAUGAGGCCCACUAGAGGAUUCAGAGACGACAUGAACUCUAUUGCAGGGUCGGAUCAUUGA